Molecule: messenger RNA, 1602 nt
Organism: Rotaria sordida
Lineage: Eukaryota; Metazoa; Rotifera; Eurotatoria; Philodinida; Philodinidae
Source: the annotation of a GenBank genome assembly
AUGGAAAUCCAUAACGAUAUUGAUGAUGAUUAUGAGGAUGAAGAAGCGGAUGAGGAGGAAGAGGCGGAUGAGGAGGAAGAAAACUCUCACUACCGAUCAUCAUAUUCAAGAAGACGUUUAUCUGAUGAUAACCUUGCUGCUACUAAUACUGAUAGUAAUACUCAAACGAUUACUCUUCAAAAUUGGGAUCCACAAACACCAUACAUGAACAAAAUUAAAUCAAGUACUAGUUUACAAACAGCUUAUCAAAUUUAUUUAAAUGAACGUCAAUCAUAUUCUAAAUCACCAUCAUUUUAUUUUGAUGUAGCAUCAUAUUUUUUCUUACAAGCUCGUUCUUCAAAUUCAAAACAAUCAUCAAUUGAUGCAUUUAAUCAAUAUUAUGCACAGUCAAAUUAUAAUAUUUCAAAUGAAUAUCAAUAUUUUGGUUUACGUAUUCUUACAAAUGUUUUAGAAUUAGAAUUAGAAUCAGUACAAUUAUUGCGAACUGUUGCUUAUAAACUUGUUGAACUUGGUCUUUACAAUUUAGCUGUGAAUAUUUUUCGACAUAUUGUAAAUUUGAGAUCGGACGAGCCACAAUCAUUUCGAGAUCUAGCAUUAUUAUUAUUACAAGAAUCUAAUUCUGAAACGAAGAACCUUAUAGAAAUAUCAGAUUUAUUUAAGAAAGUUAUAUUUGGUGAAUGGGAUAAUCGUUAUUCAGAAAUUGAAGUCACCACAUUGCAUGAACUGAAUUACUUCGUAUUUCAAUUUCAUCAACAACAACAAAUAUUGAAUUCAAUUGAUAAUCGUCUUAUUCGUCAUUUACCUGUUGACUUAAGAAUUGUUAUGGUUUGGGAUACAAAUGAUACAGAUGUCGAUUUACAUGUUAUUGAACCAACAGGUGAAGAAUGUUAUUAUUCUCAUAAAAACACAGCUAUUGGUGGUAUGAUAAGUCGUGAUUUUACAACGGGCUAUGGACCAGAAGAAUAUCUUGUUCGAAAGGCAGUCAAAGGUAUAUAUACAGUUCGAGCAAAAUAUUUUGCUAAUCAUCAACAAAGUCUAACUGGUGCAACGACAAUCAUGGUACAUAUUUAUAAAUAUUAUGGACAAUCAAAUCAACAAAAAGAAAUUGUUACAUUACGAUUGAAUAGUAAUCAGGAAAUGAUCGAUGUAUGCAAAGUAAACUUCAAUGAUGAUAUUCAACAAAUUUCAAACAAUACAGUAACGAAUAAUCAAAAUUUGAAUACGAAUAUUCAUUCACGUAUUACUUGUGAUGGAUGUGAUAUGUCACCAAUAAUAGGAGAUCGUUACAAAUGUUUAUUUUGUUCCAAUAUUGAUUUUUGUCAAUCAUGUAAGUCUGUUAGUAGAACAAAUUAUGAUUCGAAUCAUCAAUAUAAUCAUCCAUUAUUAUGUAUUAAAGAUUCCAAUGAAUAUCCAAAGUCAGUUUAUUUAAAUAAUCGUACUAAAAUCAAUCAUAAGAAUAAACAAUGUAAUUCAUGUUUUAUGAAACCGAUUAUUGGUAUUCGUUACAAAUGUGCUUGUAGAAUUAAUUUAUGUGAAAAAUGUGAAUUCAUGGGUUUACAUGAUACAGAUCAUCGUCGCACAAAAAUAGUUAAAUCGGAAUGA